Messenger RNA from Lactuca virosa, 930 nucleotides. The record is from the annotation of a GenBank genome assembly. Lineage: Eukaryota; Viridiplantae; Streptophyta; Magnoliopsida; Asterales; Asteraceae.
AUGAAUAAAUGGUAUCCUAACAUGACAGAGGAGAUGUUUGCUGAGCGUUGCCCUGUUUGCUGUGACAAUUGCAACUGUAUAUCUUGUUUGCGCAAUGUGCACCCUAAAGUCAAAGAGAAGAUUGAUUUCAAACCUAAUCAUGAUCAGAAAGUUCGAUACUCUAUUUAUAUCCUACAUGUGCUUUUUCCAUUCCUGAAGCGUCUCAAUGAGGAGCACAUAAAGGAGACAGCAAUAAAGUCUAAAAUUCAAGGAUCUUCUUUAUCGGAGGUACAGUUGAAAAAGGUGAAGUGCAGUUUGGACGAGCGCAUGUGCUGCUGCCCUUCUUGUCAUUAUGACCUUUGCCUUCAAUGUUGCUUUGAAUUACGAGAUGGCAACCUUCAAGGAAACAAGGAAGAGGUUAAGUUUGAAUUUAAUAAUCCAGGUCCUGAUUACUUGAAUGGGGGGAAACCCCUUAAAGUUAAGAAGGCUGCUGAAGAUCCUGCACCAAAUGAAAAACAAACUUAUGACUGGAAGUCUUUGGAUGAUGGUAGAAUUCCGUGUCCUCCAGAAAGCAUGGGUGGUUGUGGACUUGGGAUUUUAGAGUUGAUGCACGUAAACCAACUUGAAAGUUUUUCAAAAUUGUUAGAGGAAGCACAAAAGUUCUUAAAGAUGCACAAACUGGAGGAUGAUAUGCGAGAUAUGCCUGAGAAAUGGUGCUCAUGUUCAGAUGCUGAUGGUCAUGGUGUUGAAUUCAUCACUUCCUUACCCUUCAAAGAAUAUACACAUCCACGUGAUGGCUACCUUAAUUUUGCUGUCAAGUUACCUGAAAAUUCUUUGAAGCCAGACAUGGGUCCUAGAACCUAUAUAGCUUAUGGUGUUCAUCAAGAAUUGGGACGUGGGGACUCUGUAACUAAACUUCAUUUUGACGAGUCUGAUGUGGCAGACCCAUGA